GGUGCUGCAAUGUGUUUUCCUGAGCAGGUCUUAGCAUUCAAGAGCUGCUGUGCAAAUUUUCUUGCCGGAUACUUAUUGCUGAGAAUGGAGUAACGCUAGCCUGGCCCUCUGUGAAACCUGUGUAACUUCCACACUGUUUAUUGCUAAGAGAUGUGAGCAUUCAUAUCUGCUGUGAACUUGUGAAGAAACCUCUUGCUGUGUUGACAUAGAGAGGGCAGAAGCUACUGGACAAACCCCACAACACCCGGGGCAGCAGACUUCCUUGGACCGUGCAGCUCUCAGACUUUGCAGUUAGUGCACCAAUGCCAUCCCAAGCACUUGAGGGAGAUGAAGAUUUGCAGCUGUGGAAAGAGAUAGACGAUGCAUGUUCUGCCUACCUGUCCACAGAUUCUCAGCCUCAGGCACCCAGUACAAUGGAAGAACUUUGUUUUUUGGUCAUGGGAUUUCUCCAGAAACCACAGGGCUUAGAUGAAAAAGACAACACCAAAAGGUUCUUAUUUCAUUAUUCUAAGACUCAUGACUCAGGAAACUCAGACAUCAUGUCGUCUGUCCUGCAUCCUUUGCUGCAACUCGUUCCCCAGCUUAAUGAGGGAAGACUGAAGAGAUACAGAGUGGACGAAGAGCUUCAAGGACCUGGCAGGAUUCAAAGCAGAGGCUACUUUUUCUACCGGCCACGCAACGGAAGGAGAUCAGUGGAUUUUCGCUAAGGAGGAUUUUACAUUCCUGACCUAGGAUUAAUGCUGCAGGAAUGCUGACCACAUGAACAUACUGUUUACCUUACAAAAAUUAUUUGUUACUAAUGUACAAUUAAAAAUCACUAGAAUGUAAAUGUUAUUAAAUUCGAUUCCAUUAAGGAUUCAAAUGUUUCUUUACUUUGUUGAUUAUGUUGAAAGCAUCCUAAAAUUAUUAGUUUCCUAGUGUUAUGUUUACAGCUGUGUGUAAAAGAGUCACAGUGUAUGCAUGCAACAGACAUUGCCUCUAACAACUGUUAUGUAAAUUUAUUUUCCCUUAUGAAUAA
Molecule: messenger RNA, 1018 nt
Organism: Tyto alba (common barn owl)
Lineage: Eukaryota; Metazoa; Chordata; Aves; Strigiformes; Tytonidae
Gene: NMU
Product: neuromedin U
Exons: 10
Coding region: 303-707 (134 amino acids)
Biological process (GO): regulation of smooth muscle contraction
Molecular function (GO): neuromedin U receptor binding
Source: RefSeq, a predicted model, not a curated record